AUAGUAGUAAACUAGUAACCGUUAUAAAAGAGUCAAACAAAGUUUUGAAUCUCAUAAAAAGGUUAGUUCAUAUCAAAUUCGAUCUAGCCGGUAUUAUUGUUGUUGUCUUGAUGACAACAUGUAUGUUAACUAUGACCUGUCAGUCUCACACACACAAUAACACCACCACAACACACAGUUUCUUGUAUCAACCGCCAUUAACAAACAAGAUUUCUUUAUGUGACGAAUCUGUACAACUUUGAUACCAAAUUAACCUAAAAGACAACAAAAAAGAACCACCCACCCCCUCUUUUCAUUCAUAUGGCAGCUACUGCCUCAACUCACCACCCCAAAAAGAAACCCUCCUCAACCAUCCGCUUCCGUCGCCGCCGUAUCAAAGAAACCACCAUCUCCUCCUCCGCCACCACCACCACCACCCCUCACCACCACAACCCUUCUGCCGUUUCACCGGAAAACACCUCCUGGUGCUGCCCUCCCGCCGUCUCUUCCUACAAACCCUCAAUCCCACCACCACCGUCAUCUCCGUCGCCGGAAUCUUUUUCCGCCGAAAAGCACCCACCUUUACACUUACCGGAGAAUCUUAAACAACCCCAGAUAACACCCACAACCACAAUGUCUACCACCACCUUCCACGGCGGCGCUGGUACCUAUCAAGAACCGUUGAACACAUCUUCUUUUACCCAAUUUAACUCCGCCCUCAACGCCGGUCUGUUGAACUUGAACCCGAUUUCGUCACCACCCCCGACCCGAUCCAGCCCUACCCUUUUCGAAAUGAUGGCUAACGAACCCGAUUCCAAGAUCCCCAACACUGUUACAAUUCCAACCCCUAAAAGAAAUAGUAACAGUAAUAACGGUCAUUUGAUCCCACCUGUUGAUAAGCAGUCUUUGAUGCAACAAAGAUUGUUGGAUAUUUUGUCGUGUGGGAGCCCCGGGAGCUUGUUUAAUGACCCGAAUUCGAGUGAUGUGAAGCUCACUUUGAGCUCUAAAGAUGGGUUGAGUGUUUGUAUGAAUGUUCAUAGGCAGAUCUUGGUGGCUCAUAGUCGUUUUUUCGCGGAUAAGUUGGUCGAUAUCCGACGGAAAGUGGGGCAGCAAGGGCAGCAGUUGAGAGGUUUGAUUGAUAAUAGUAAUCCCUACAUUGUUGAGAUUGCUGACUGUGAUGACAUUGAGGUUUAUAUCGAGUCGAUUCGGUUGAUGUAUUGUAAAGAUUUGAGGAGGAAGCUCAUGAAGGAUGAUGUUCCUAGGGUUCUUGGUAUCCUAAAGGUGUCAGCCGCAAUCGGGUUUGAUGCGGGGGUUUUAUCGUGUUUGGAGUACUUAGAAGCUGCUCCAUGGGCAGAGGAUGAUGAAGAAAAGGUUUCAUCUUUAUUAUCUGAGCUACAACUAGAAGGGGUGAGUGUGGGUGAAGUUUUGAAACGGGUUUCAGUUGAUGUUACACGCGAGAGUGAAGAUGAGAAUAGUAAUAAUAACAAUCAAGAAAUACUUCUUAAGCUUUUACAUGUAGUUCUCGAAGGAAAAGAUGAAAAGGCAAGACGGGAUAUGAAAGUUUUGGUCUCGAAAAUGCUUCACGAGAAUGCAUCAAGAAACGAUUUAAAAAAAGAAUCUUUGUAUUCGGCCUGUGACAAAUGUUUGCAUUUGUUACAACGCCAUUUCUUGAAAGCUUCUAAAGGAGACUUGCAGGAUGUGGAUCAAAUCACACGACAAUCCGGUAACUUACAUUGGCUUCUUGAUAUUUUAAUCGAUAGACAAAUUUCCGAGGAUUUCUUGAAAUUAUGGGCGUCACAAACCGAGUUGUCUGAGGUGCAUUCUAAAGUGCCUGCGAUUCAUCGAUACGAAAUUAGUAGAGUUACAGCAAGAUUAUUUGUUGGUAUUGGAAAAGGUCAACUAUUGGCUUCAAAAGAGUCAAGAUGCUUGCUUUUACAAACAUGGUUGGUCCCUUUUUAUGAUGAUUUCACUUGGAUGAGAAGAGGGUCAAGGGGGUUAGACCGUAAUUUAAUCGAAGAAGGGUUGAGUAAUACUAUUUUGACUUUGCCUCUCGCUUGGCAACAAGAAAUCUUGAUGUCUUGGUUUGACCGGUUUUUGAACUCGGGUGAUGAUUGCCCGAAUAUACAAAAAGGGUUUGAAAUUUGGUGGAAACGCGCGUUUUGGAGAAAUCCCGAAGUGCAAAGAGAGUUUCGUGUUACAAAUGCAAAUGGCGGAAACUCAUGAGAUUCGGGUAUGCUAGCUUGCCUCUGUUUCUUGAUCACAGUUGGUUUGUUUUUGUUUUUUUUUUUUUUCAUAUAGUUUAGGUAAAAUGAAACUUGCAUUUGCUCGCUCAAGUUUAUAUUGGAGACAUGAUUUCAUGAAUAAAAGAAGUCAUUUGGUCAAAGUCAAA
This is a messenger RNA of Helianthus annuus (common sunflower), 2368 nucleotides long. RefSeq names its product BTB/POZ domain-containing protein At1g63850. The transcript has 2 exons. Bases 301 to 2202 code for a protein of 633 amino acids. The record is from RefSeq and is a predicted model, not a curated record. Lineage: Eukaryota; Viridiplantae; Streptophyta; Magnoliopsida; Asterales; Asteraceae. Gene Ontology annotation, molecular function: protein binding.